Punica granatum (pomegranate) is the source of this 1104-nucleotide messenger RNA. NCBI's taxonomy places the organism in Eukaryota, Viridiplantae, Streptophyta, Magnoliopsida, Myrtales, Lythraceae. The record is from RefSeq and is a predicted model, not a curated record.
CGUCACUGUCUCCACUCAGUGAUUUUGCCUUUUUCUUUUUCCAUAUUAACUAAUUUGCUCGAACAUGUUCCCGGAAUUCCAAAAAACAACUGAUAAGGUGAGGUUGUUUUUCCUCCAGAAGAGGGCAGAUUUCGGUUUCCGGAGGCACUCCUCCACGGCCAUGGCCAAGAACAGGAGCAGCUCCAAGGUUCAGGCUCUGUACGACCUCUGCAAGAAGACAUUCACGCCCUCGGGGACGCCGCCGCCUUCUCCUCAGGCCGCGCAGAGGCUCUGUUCUCUUCUGGACACAAUAGGCCCUGCCGACGUAGGGCUGUCAGAGAAUGUGUCAGAGGAUGAUCGGGGACUCGGUUUCUUCGGACUCAACCGGUUAGAUAGAGUGGCUCGGUGGGCCCAACCAAUAACUUACAUAGAUAUUCAUGAAUGUGAUAGCUUUACGAUGUGUAUAUUCUGCUUUCCUACUUCAGCAGUUAUACCUCUUCACGACCAUCCCGGGAUGAAUGUCUUCAGCAAGGUUCUCUAUGGGUCUCUGCAUGUGAAAGCAUAUGACUGGGUCGAGCCUCCUUGCUUUCCUAAUGAAGAUAGAUCAGUAAGAUUGGCUAAAUUGGCUGCUGAUAAAGUUCUAACUGCACCAUGCGGGACCACAGUUCUGUACCCGAAGACCGGAGGGAAUCUGCAUUGUUUCACAGCUAUCACUCCCUGUGCAGUUCUUGAUAUUCUCUCUCCUCCUUACCGAGAAGAUGCAGGCAGAAAGUGCACCUACUACCACGACUACCCUUACUUCACCUUCUCAAAUGAAGGCGAGAAGAGUGACAACAAGGAAAACUAUGCUUGGCUUUCCGAGAUAGAGACUCCUGAAGAUCUGUACAUGCGGUCAGGGAAGUACAUGGGACCUGCUGUCGAGGUUUAGCGCUCACAAAAGAUGUUUGCCAAAGAUGAGGAGAGAAGUGUCAGCAAAUUGCCGAAUUCAAGUCAGCUUUCUCCUUUACUUUUCUGGAUUGAUGCAGUGAAAUGGAAGAAUCUGAAUGUGAAUCUUGUUCUUGGCAAUGUAUAUUCUGAUUCUGAUUUUCCAAAAUAAAUCGGAGAGAGACAUAAAAUUAGCAAAAA